GGAUCACAAGAAAGUAUUCAAGGGUCAUGCAAGCCAACUAUAGCCCACUGCACAGUCCUCCAGGAGCUGCAGGCAGUGAAGAUGCCUCAGCCUCCCAAUGUGUCCAUACAAGAUUGACAGAAAGUUCUUGUCGUCAUUCUGGAGAUGUGCAUAUCCAGAUAAACUCCAUACCUAAAGAAUGUGCUGAAAAUCCAAGCUCCAGAAAUACAAGGUCAGGUGUCCAUAGCUGUACCCAUGGAUGUGUACACAGUCGCUCACGGAUUCACUCCCAUAACGAAGCAAGGCAGCCUGAUGAUACUGCCAUGGAGUAUGGAGAUCAUAAUAGUAGCUCCUUCUCAGAAUUCCGGUAUCUCUUUAAGUGGCUGCAAAAAAGCCUUCCAUAUAUUUUGAUUCUGGGUGUCAAACUUGUUAUGCAGCAUAUAACAGGAAUUUCUGUUGGAAUUGGGCUGCUUACAACUUUUAUGUAUGCAAACAAAAGCAUUGUAAAUCAGGUUUUUCUAAGAGAAAGGUGCUCAAAGAUUCAAUGUGCUUGGUUACUGGUAUUCUUAGCAGGAUCUUCUGUUCUUUUAUAUUACACCUUUCAUUCUCAGUCACUUUAUUACAGCUUAAUUUUUUUAAAUCCUGCUUUGGACCAUUCAAGCUUCUGGGAAGUACUUUGGAUUGUUGGAAUUACAGACUUCAUUCUGAAAUUCCUCUUCAUGGGCUUAAAAUGCCUUAUUUUAUUGGUGCCUUCUUUCAUCAUGCCUUUUAAAUCCAAGGGUUACUGGUAUAUGCUUUUAGAAGAAUUAUGUCAGUAUUACCGAACUUUUGUUCCCAUACCAGUUUGGUUUCGUUACCUUAUAAGCUAUGGGGACUUUGGUAAUGUAACUAGAUGGAGUCUUGGGAUAUUGCUGGCUUUACUCUACCUCAUACUGAAACUUUUGGACUUUUUUGGACAUCUAAGAACUUUCAGACGGGUUUUGCAAAUAUUUUUUAUACGACCAAGUUACGGAGUGGCUGCCAGCAAGAGACAAUGUGCAGAUGUGGAUGAUAUUUGUUCAAUAUGUCAAGCUGAAUUUCAAAAGCCAGUUCUUCUCAUCUGUCAGCAUAUAUUUUGUGAAGAGUGCAUUACCUUAUGGUUUAACAGAGAGAAAACAUGUCCACUGUGCAGAAUUGUGAUUUCAGACCAUAUAAACAAAUGGAAAGAUGGAGCUACUUCAUCACACCUUCAAAUAUAUUAAGUUGUAUAAAGUAUUAAGGCCACAAAACACUGAUUGUAUUUGGUUACAGUGAGUAUUGAUAAAGACAUUAGAAUGGAUUUUCAGGGCUAGAAGUUAAGGAAAAUGUUUCCAAAUGGUUUUAGAAUAUUGUCAUAAGACUUAAAAGAUUAAAUGAAAGAACCCUAUGUUUUAAAAAAUAUGUAAGCAAUGUUCAACCUGAUGCAUAUGAACAUUUAUUCUAUCCUAAUUAUUUGACAGGUGAUUGCAGUGUUAAAUUGUGUGUUUUCUUGUUAAUGUUACCAAAACAGCAAUUGGAUAACUAGAACGAGUAGAUCUUAGAGGAACUCAGGUAUUCUUUCCUGACAAUGUUUCCAGACUAAAGAAUAUUUUUCAUGUUUUAAGAUACACAUUAUCUGAAAGUAGAAUUUUCUUUAGCUUGACUUUUAUAAUUCCCAUUCUAAAAAUUCUUAAAAUUUUCAUAAAAUUUGUAUUUUUAAAUGAAAGUUCUAAAUGCUAUAUUUUACCUAUAUCAGAUUUUCUAAGUGAAGAUUAACUGAGGAUGAUAUAUUUUAAUACUGUAUUAUUCUCUGUAGUGUUAUUAGUAAUCAGUGAGAAUAGAUGAUUUAAUUUCAUUUUGUUUAUGGACCUCAUACAUACAAUCCCGCCAUCAACUUUAAUGUUCAUGCUCUUGCUUCCUGUAUAGUGCCAUGGACUGUCUUGAAGUAACUAUUAAAAUAAUUGAUACAGAUAAUAACUGGCUUCACUGAUGAUUUGAAUAGUGUAACAAGACAAACUCAAAUCUUAGAAAAGAAUUCCCCUUAUAUAACUAGUCUUCUCCAAGAAAGUUUGAAUCACCAUUCCUUAGGAGAUGAAAGCAUGCACCCAGUGGCAACCUAAAGCCUUAGUGUGGGUUGUUGGCCUCUGAGUAUUUGGGCAGUGUGGUGGGAAGGGAAUGAAGCACUUUCCUCUUGAAACCUCUAAGGCGGAACCAAGAUCUAUAACAGAAGUCUGAAGGGUUGCUUAUAUCUAAGUUUGGAUACAAGGCCUCUACCCAUUUUCUCUAUUAUCAUCUAUCAGUUUGUAUACAAGGAAGACAUAGUGGGAAGAAGUAGGAGGUAGAGGUAGAAAACAAACUUGUAGUGUUGAUAAGACAAAGGCUAAACCAGCAUAGAUUAGUAAGGAGAAUAACCAACCAGCUACAGGUUAAAUCACUUUCAUGCCUAUGUGGUCCCCAAAUUGGCAUUAGAAUGUUAGAAAGCCUGUAACUUUUUUCCUCAGGUAAAUAUUGCCAGGUUAUACAUAUACCUGUUUCUGUUCAUUCAGUGAUGAUGUAUUUAACUGUUAUCUACUUGGAGAACCAUUGCAAAUAUUGAAACAAGCUUAUCUGGCCUUGUGUCACCUUCCUGACUUUGUGGUGAAGCUAAUAGUUGUUACUUAGGCAAUUUGGGACUAGAAUUUGGGUAUGAAAGAUAGAUGAACUGACUUCUUGUGAAAAACACAAGAACAGCAUCUUACUACAUGGGUUAUAAUACCCACUUAUUAUAUCUACUUACCCUAUGGCUAUAGGGUUAGCUUUGUUUCUUAAUACGAUUUAAUAACAAAGGAAGUCACUGGGGGAUAGCGGGGUUUUUUGGGGUUUUUUAUAUGAACAAGAAAGCAGUUCAUAUAUAAAUUUAAUGGGAGAAAAUGUAAUAGGAGAGCCAUGCCAUCCAUUAACAAUGCUGAUGAACUGGAAACAUUACUUCUAUUCCUUCACCUCAAAAAUAGGAACAGGGACUCAAAAACCCAUUUAUUCUUUGUAAAUCACAUCUGAAAGAUUGUUUCAUCAGCACUAAGAGUUGCUACUAUGUUUUAUUUUAAAAAAGUCAAUUUGAGAACUUCUAUAGAGAAAUCAUCUUGGCAAGUGUGAUAGAACUGCCUAAUAAGAAGUAGCCUAUACAAAACUUUACCCAUCUUACGUUAGAUAUGAGAUGUCAUCAAACAAUACGCUGUUUAAAUAAAAUUAUACAGUAAAAGACACAUUGCCAUUAACCUUCCUCAAAAUAUUCCUUGUUUCGAACACUUAUUCCAUCAUUCUUGCCACUUUCUGA
Messenger RNA from Rhinolophus ferrumequinum (greater horseshoe bat), 3289 nucleotides. It is a transcript of the gene RNFT1, whose product is annotated as ring finger protein, transmembrane 1. Gene Ontology annotation, cellular component: endoplasmic reticulum. The transcript has 8 exons. The coding region runs from base 27 to 1220 and encodes 397 amino acids. Gene Ontology annotation, biological process: positive regulation of ERAD pathway. Gene Ontology annotation, molecular function: ubiquitin protein ligase activity. The record is from RefSeq and is a predicted model, not a curated record. NCBI's taxonomy places the organism in Eukaryota, Metazoa, Chordata, Mammalia, Chiroptera, Rhinolophidae.